This is a messenger RNA of Strongylocentrotus purpuratus (purple sea urchin), 2333 nucleotides long. RefSeq lists its product as uncharacterized. The transcript is spliced from 11 exons. NCBI's taxonomy places the organism in Eukaryota, Metazoa, Echinodermata, Echinoidea, Camarodonta, Strongylocentrotidae. The coding region runs from base 120 to 1955 and encodes 611 amino acids. Gene Ontology annotation, molecular function: 2-oxoglutarate-dependent dioxygenase activity. The record is from RefSeq and is a predicted model, not a curated record.
CCGGAUCGAAGGACCGGACUGAGCUGGCUGCCGUAUUUGCAUUUGUUGCUGCUGGAGCGUCCGUAGGCUUUGAUUUUUAUGGAGGGAUUAAGUCUGAAAAUCUUGGUGAAUUUGGCAUCAUGACACUGGGACACCUCUUCAUUUUUGUAUGUGCUAUGAACAUCCCUCACUUUGUGGAACCUGGGGUAGAUUUUGACGUGCCUGACCUCGAUCCUCGAAAUCCAUUUUAUCGGGGCCGGCCUGCAAAUACUUUUGGCAAGCACGCCGAGCCGACGCCUUACAUAGACGAAAUACAUGUAGGUCCAGAAGAUAAGUUCCCUAGCCCCGCAGAGUUUCAUGAGAGAUACAUCAAAGAGUACAAGCCAGUUGUUUUGCGAGGAGCAGCAAAACACUCUUCAGCCUAUCAUCUGUGGACGGAAGAUUACCUGAAGGAAAAUUAUGGAGAUCUGUCUGUCAGGCUUGAAGCUAGGAGUGAGGAUAACUCCAGGAUACCGAGCGGAGUGGGAGGGAUGGGACGGGACUCCAUUAGAAACUUCCUGGACCGGUACCAGACCCUGGACGGGUACAUCAUAUCACAAGUCCCUGCUCCAAUGGAGAAAGACAUCUCAUUUCCUCCGUUCUUGACCUGUGGAUCACUGGCACAGGGUGUCCAGGAAGUUCACUUGUUUGUGAGUUCUCGAGGAGGGAAGACUUUGCUUCAUCGUGAUCCGUACAGCUCUGUCCACUGUGUAUUCAAUGGAACCAAGCAGUGGAUCAUUGCUGACCCAAAUCAGAAAGAACAGCUGUACAUGUCUGAGGACUCACGCUAUGAGUUUGGGGGAUACUCAGAAGUAGAGGUAGAUGAUGUAGACUAUAAGAAGCACCCCAAAGUCAAGGACCUACUAUUUGACAGAGUGAUUCUUGAGAAAGGAGACUGCAUCUACAUGCCAAGCGGCUAUACACAUCAGGUGAGGUCAAGGGGUUACAUGAACAGCGCCGUAUCCAUCUGGUUCUCACACUAUUUGACCUUUGACCCCUCUGGCUGUGAGGAAUCUGAGAAUGUUUUCAAACCCAUGAGUGAGUCGUCUGUACUGUGGCGCUACAGUGGUCAGGGAGAGCUCGCGCAAGGCCAUAUGGAUGUCCACAUGCUGAGAACUGUCAUGAAGACAACUGCUGAUAAAACCGGCAAGAUUUGGUUGGAGGAAUUUACAAGUAAUUUCAUACAGGGAGAACUGAAUGAUGAAGAAGUCCUCGUGAACCAACGUUUAGAGUUUAUCAAGCUUCUAGAUACCGAUGGGCGGGGCUAUAUCCCGGUAGAGGAACUGGAUUCCUUACCCCUGGAAACUCUGAAGAAUCUUGUGGAGAUCAUUGACCCUUCGGAUGCUUCCAACCGAGAAGAUUUUGAGUACAAUCACUUAGACAAGGAUGCUAUCUGGGGUGCUCUAGCCAUGCUACGAGGUAAAGACCCUUCUCAGCCAUUCAAGGGAUCAGACUUCAUCAAGAUUUACACCAUCUACAUUGGAGGCAGUGAGAAGGUCGCAAGAGAGAUCCUCGCCAUGUUGGAUCCAGAAGGUACUAAUCAGAUAACCGCCCGCAUGAUCAUGCAGAACGGUGACGAGGCCUUUGAGAAGUUCAACAAGGGUUUCGCCCACGACCCCACCAUCGAAAACCUGUGGUACAAGCGGUUUGCAGCCAAAGGCAUCUUCCAAGAAUUUGGCGUGACGCAUUUCAACGCCCCCGACGAGGAAUCAACUAAAGCAGAGGAAGAUGAAGUGGAAGAAAAGUGCGAGAGGUCCGGAAAGAUGGAACAAGGUGAAAUCGUGUACGUAGAAGAUCUGGAUAGUAUGCCGGUGUGCGAUGAAAAGAAAUUGCAAGAGAAAGAAGAGGAGGGAAGGAAUGAAGAGCUGAAUCAAGUGGAAGAGGAAGAGAAGGAGCACAACGUUAACGGUGAAGAGGAUAAGCAUGACGAAUUAUAAUGUAGAGUUAUUUGGUACUAAUAUGCUUGCUGCUGAGAGUUCAGAGGUCACGAACAUAAUGUACAGGUACAUGCAUAGUGAGUUUCCAUCUUUAGGCUUUAAAAGCCUAAUUUUUGUGAAGAGAAGCAAUAUUGAGUUUUGUUUGAUUUUCUUUGCUACAGAUAUUUUUGUUGUACAGGGUGGGGUAUAUAUUUGCUUAUUUACUGUAAAAGUUUCAUACAGAGCUGCCAUAUUAUCUUCAAGUGAAAUCAUUUUCCUUUAUGAAAAUGUACACAUAGUUUAUACAAGCUGGGACUAUGGGGAUUGAUCACUUUGUUUUGAAAGUUCGUUUUUAUAUAUUGAUGUUCUUCUUACGGUAACCUCUGUAAUGUGUUUCUG